Messenger RNA from Ciona intestinalis (vase tunicate), 954 nucleotides. The record is from RefSeq and is a predicted model, not a curated record. Lineage: Eukaryota; Metazoa; Chordata; Ascidiacea; Phlebobranchia; Cionidae.
CCUCGCCCUACUAUACAUAAAAUAUAGACAGUUUACUGGGUAAUUGAGCAUAAUUUUACGUAGGCGAGGGAAAUUCCGCUCUACGUAUUUCACGCACAAAACACUUGAGUUCCUCAAACGUGCUCAAGCGUGCGUAAAAUACUCGCGUUUUCGCGCAGUAAGAUGAUAAACAACGAUAAAUAUUUUACAAAACCUAUCCCAAGUCUGUUUAAUAUCUAUAUGUCGGUGUAUGGCGAACUAUGGGCAAUUUUAUAACCAGCUUCGGCGUUUUAACGCGCCGGCGAUUACCCAACCGUUUCGGGCCGAAUGGUGCGCGUUGUUCGAUUGUGUUAGCUUUUCCAUUAUACCGGCACUCCCAAAAGAAACAACGAGCAUUGUCUUGAAAUGUGACGUCACAGUGGGUCCUGUGACGCAACAACACGUCUCGGUGAUUCUCAAUUCAGUCUACGUGAACAGUGAUAGCGAAGAGACGAAACUUUUCUGAAUUUCCACAAGAAUUUUCAACUACGUUUUAUAAUUUCUCAAGUAGACUUUAAAGAUUAUGAGAAUACAGAGACAAAUAUGAAGUGGAAAUUAUUAUUUAUAGCGAUAACAUAUAUCGCGUUAGCCCGUUCGGCUACGGGCCAGUCAUCAGUCGAAAGUGCUGUGAGUCGUCUUGUAUUGAGCAUUUCAAAUUGUGCGACCGUGGCAUGCCAGACCGCAAUACAGGAACAACUAAACCAGAUUGCUGCAUCUCAAAAUAUAUCUAUCGGAUUCCAAGAUUUGAACGAAUGCAAUCAGAUAAGCAGAGGCAACUGUUCCGAGUUUGCUGACUGCAUUAACACGCCUGGAUCCCAUGAAUGCGUUUGUAGAAGUGGCUUUGUGGAUGAAAGUCCAUCCCUGCCCGGCCGUGUGUGUACUGGUAAAAAACCAUCACCACCAUUGCCACCACCCCCACACCGCUCAAUCGUUUGA